AUGGCUGCUGCUAUCUAUAUCAAGGUAAUGAAUCCAGGUGAUCAACAAAAGACCACGUUCAUCUGUGCAAAAUCAAAAGUAGCACCACUCAAGAGAAUGUCUAUACCUAGGCUCGAACUCACUGCAGCUCUGCUCGUAACUAAGCUCAUGAGAUACGUACAGCAUACGUUAGAACUCAAUGAAGCACAGACCUUUUUGUGGACAGAUUCAUCAGUAACGCUCACCUGGAUCAAAUCACACCCUUCACGCUGGAAAGACUUUGUCAGGAACAGAGUGUCAACCAUUCAAGAUCUAUCUUCAAGCAGCGUAUGGAGAUUUGUUCCUGGAAAGGGAAAUCCAGCCGAUUGCGCUUCAAGAGGGCUUAGCAUCUCCCAGCUCCAGAAGCAUCAACUGUGGUGGACAGGACCACAGUGGCUCAUUGGGACCCAGAGCUCUUGGCCAACUCAGCCAAUAUAUCACGAAUCACAGACUCAUCUAGAAGAGCGCCAUGGACAAUCAUUCAUUGUGGCAACAACUCACCCUGAAUAUCUUUGGGAGAUGAUAUACAGAUUUUCAUCACUCAUCAGACUGCUCAGAGUAAUCGCAAUUUGCUUUCGAGUAGUUCAACUCAUUAAGAGAAUGCCACAAUCAACACUCGCAAGUCCGAUCACGCCACACGAAACAGAUCAUUCACGAGUGUUUUGGAUCAAAGCAACUCAAGCAGCGUAUUUUUCCAGUGAACUCAAGCUCAUGGGGUCAAAUCAACUACCACCAGCUCAUCCUUUCAAUCGAUUGACUGCCUACAUAGACACUCAGGGCAUCAUUCGUGUUGGAGGGUGGUUGGAACGCUCACAAUUGGAACUUGAGACAAUUCAUCCAGCAAUACUGCCUCGGCAGUCAAAAUUCACCUCACUCAUCAUAGCAGAUGCACAUCAGAAAACAUAA
Messenger RNA from Dufourea novaeangliae, 924 nucleotides. RefSeq lists its product as uncharacterized. The transcript has a single exon. The record is from RefSeq and is a predicted model, not a curated record. The coding region runs from base 1 to 924 and encodes 307 amino acids. NCBI's taxonomy places the organism in Eukaryota, Metazoa, Arthropoda, Insecta, Hymenoptera, Halictidae.